AUGAAUGCUUCCCGCCUCCGAGCGAUGUUCCCUCUUUGGAAUGCAAUGCGAAAGAGUGAAGGAGCGAUGCGCUCCCUAGGAAGCCUAAGGAGCAAAGCGCUUCACAGAAAGCCGAGGAGCGAUGCGCUUCCCAAGAAGCCUAAGGAGCAAAGCGCUUCCCAGGAAGCGAAGGAGCAAUGCGCUUCCCAGGAAGCCGAGGAGCGAUGCGUUUCCCAGGAAGCCAAGGAACAAUGCGCUUCCCAGGAAGCCGAGCGGCGAUGCGCUUCCCAGCCGAGGAGCGACGCGCUUCCCAGGAAGCCGAGGAGCGAUGCGCUUCGCAGGAAGCCAAGGAGCGAUGCGCUUCCCAAGAAGCCGAGCGGCGACGCGCUUCCCAGGAAGCCAAGGAGCAAUGCGCUUCCCAGGAAGCCGAGCGGCGACGCGAUUCUCAGGAAGCCAAGGAGCGAUGCGCUUCCCAGGAAGCCAAGGGAGCAACGGGCUUCCCAGGAAGCCGAGGAGCGAUGCGCUUCCAAGCCGAAGGCGCGAGGCGCUUCCCCAGGAAGCCGAAGAGCGACGCGCUUCCCAGGAAGCCAAGGAGCGAUGCGCUUCCCAGGAAGUCGAGGGAGCUAUGCACUUCUCAUGAAGUAA
This is a messenger RNA of Linum trigynum, 624 nucleotides long. The record is from the annotation of a GenBank genome assembly. Lineage: Eukaryota; Viridiplantae; Streptophyta; Magnoliopsida; Malpighiales; Linaceae.